Molecule: messenger RNA, 2025 nt
Organism: Aspergillus nidulans FGSC A4
Lineage: Eukaryota; Fungi; Ascomycota; Eurotiomycetes; Eurotiales; Aspergillaceae
Product: GMC family oxidoreductase
Exons: 2
Coding region: 1-2025 (674 amino acids)
Molecular function (GO): flavin adenine dinucleotide binding; oxidoreductase activity, acting on CH-OH group of donors
Source: RefSeq, a predicted model, not a curated record
AUGCGACUGUUUCACCUACUCGUCACUACCGGCAUCUCUGCCUCUCUUACGUGCGCGGCGAAUCCUAAGUCCUCUUGGAGUGACUAUGUUAUUAUCGGCGCAGGGCCAGCUGGGUACGUUCUCGCUGCUCGUCUAUCAGAAGAUCCAAGAGCCACGGUGACCCUGCUGGAGGCUGGACCUGACGGCGGUAAUGACCCAAACAUCUACACCCCUGGGUUUGCUGGCAGACUUCAAAACACCCAGUAUUCGUGGAACUACACCUCCCAACCAGACCCAAGGCGGGGGAAUAUUCCCGUGCGCUUCCCGCAGGGCCAUGCUCUCGGUGGCGGCACGUCCAUCAACUUCAUGUCCUACUCCCGUGGCGCUGCCAGCGUCUAUGACCAGUGGGCGGAAGAGUCAGGAAUCGACGGGUUGAGAUUCGACAAGAUCAUCCAGCAGUUCAGGCUCUCUAGCAGUCUGACCAUCCCAUCCGAUAUUGAGUACGAAAUAGCCGCCAACUCUACGGUCUACGAAAACGGUCCUCUCAAGGUGAGUUACGAGCGAAGGAACACUGGGACCGAGCCGUUUUGGGCAGAUGCCCUGGCCGCAACUGUCGCUUCUUCAGCACCUCUUAUUGACCCGACAGAUGGACGUUCCAUUGGCAAGACAAUAGGCGGACCGCAUACUAUCAAUAUCCGCACUGGCCGACGGUCAUCCGCGCAAGAAGCUUACGGACCAAUACUCGCCACUCGAUCCAACGUGAAGAUACUGACGGGCUCAGAGGUGACCAAAAUCCAUAUCCAAAACAGGCGAGCGGUGGCAGUCAACUACGUCUCGAGCGAAAAUAGGUCGAACCAUACUAUUUGGGCCCAGCGGGAGAUUAUCGUCAGCGCUGGGGCCAUUGGGUCGCCCAAGUUGCUGAUGCUCUCUGGCCUCGGCCCCAGGGAACAUCUUGAGCAGCUCGGCAUUGCUGUCGUCAGGGACAUUCCGGAAGUCGGCAACAACCUACAUGAUCAUCACAACGCAGUGGUCAUGGCACAGAUUCCAGAAAACAUCACCACCUCAUUUACGCUUCGAGCAAACUCCACUCUACUCGCAGAGGCCGAGGCUGAAUACAAUGCGAACGGCACGGGCUAUCUCUCGCAGACACAAACCUCAAGUUGGGUGACCGAGCGGCCCUCUGAUACUUUUCUUGACAGUAUCAACGCCACCUUCCACAAGAAGCUUCCAAAGGAUCGCCCUAUCCUAUUCUACCAAUACACGACAUCGGCCAUGGCUCCUAAUCCGCAGAAUAAGAAUGUUAUAUCCGGUUACGUUAGUCUCAUCCAGCCUGAGGGUCACGGGUACAUUCGACUAGCGAGCGCCGACCAUCGUGAUGCUCCGCUAAUCUUUGCAAAUUACUGGAAUACCGACGCAGAUCUGGCCUUGGAGUUGUAUGGAUACAAGCAGCUCCGCCGCGCAAUGGCCUCAGACAUCCUCUCACCAAUCGUGCAGGGUGAGCUGUUUCCAGGGCCGGAGGUCCAGAGCGAUGAGGAUCUGACUCAAGCAAUGUUUGCCAGUGCAUGGCCAUUCCACCACCCCAGUGGAACGUGCUCUCUGGGGAAAGUCAUUGACUCCCACUUCCAGAUUCCCGGCCUUAUCGGCUUGCGCGUGGUGGAUUCGAGUGUUUUGCCCUCUCAACCGACCUCUCAUAUGUCAGGGCCGCUUGUUAAUAUGGCUCUCUCGCCUCCUCUCGGAGGAGAACCCCUCUCUCUGAAGGCAAGACGCCUCAGCAAGAACUCUGAUUAUGUCAAAGGCGUGAUGACAAUCGAAGAAUACCUUGACCGGGUAGAUCCAUACACCUCUUCAACACUCCGAUGGCCCCUCCUCUUUGACACAAAGCCAGCCUCGCCGGAGGUCACCCAGAAACUCGAACUACAACGCGAAGAGAUCCUCAAUAUCCUUGAUGCCCACAGCUUUCCCCCUCGAGCCACUUCCGCCUUAUUGUCCAAACCGUCACGAAAAGCGGUUAUGCCUCGUCGAAACCAGAAACACUCUUCUCCUUAA